CAUACAUAGACCUAAUUCAUGUCCCAUCUCACCCAAAAGUAUCAUCGUCAUCUACCCCACCCAAUGGCCAUAGACGUCAGCAUGUGCAGAUUUAGGCCGACGGAGUUGCUGUUGAACUUCUUCUUAUUUUGCUUGUCCUACAGAGUUAUCACUCACAAAGAAAAGUCGACACUCCAUGCUCUGUCGAAGCAAAUCACUACCGUCCCUGCACUCGUAACUAUCCAGCAACUACUACGGAUUUUCCUGGAUGUUUUAACUUCUGGCUCAUAGAGCAAGGAAUUUCUGCAACAUACAACAACUGGUCCCAUAGCUCAGUUGGUUAGAGCGUGACGCUAAUAACGUCAAAGUCGAGGGUUCG
Messenger RNA from Aspergillus vadensis CBS 113365, 358 nucleotides. RefSeq lists its product as uncharacterized. Lineage: Eukaryota; Fungi; Ascomycota; Eurotiomycetes; Eurotiales; Aspergillaceae. The transcript has a single exon. The coding region runs from base 82 to 270 and encodes 62 amino acids. The record is from RefSeq and is a predicted model, not a curated record.